AUGGAAGAUUCUACUAGUAAUAGUACUCUCUCUAGUAGUACUCUAAAUAGUACUACUCUAAAUAGUACUAAUACUACUAAUAGUACUCCCAAUCUUCCUACUACUAUUACUACUAAGGAUACUACUAAUGGAAAUGUGAAUAUGGAAAUGAUGAAUGAAAUAACUAAUGAACAUGGUAUGAUUGCUAAAGAAAUAGUUUAUAAUUCUAUACUUUCUGGUGAUUUCACUCCUAAAAAUUUUCAUACCAAUUCCAAUAUUAAUAAUAAUAUUGUAAGAUCAAAUAGUACUAAAAGUCUUAAUAAUUUUAAAAUUAAUUCACCAAUUAAAUUUAAUACUAAUCCAGGAUUAAUAAAAAUUAAUUCUAAUAAUGAACUUUUUAAAACUUUUACAUCAAAUAUUUCUAAUGAUUUAACUCAUACUAAUACCAACAGUAGUAUUAAUAGUAUUGGUAUUAGUGGUAUUAGUAGUAUUAGUAGUAUUGGACCUGACACCGUAACAGAAGAUAUACAAAUCGCUCCUAAUAAUAUAAAUUUGAAUGAAGUAUAUUUGAAUAAUGAAGUAUAUUUGAAUAUAUAUGAUUUGGAGAAGAUAAAUUAUUAUGUGAAUAGUAUGGCGAAUAGUAUGGGUAUAGGUGCAUAUCAUGCAGGUAUAGAGAUAUAUGGUACAGAAUAUAAUUAUGGAUAUAAUCCGAAAGGUGGUACUGGUAUAACAAGUACAAUACCUAAAUUUCAUCCUUAUCAUAAAUAUCGUAAAACUAUAAAUCUUGGUAAAACCAAAUUUACACCACUACAAGUACAAAAUAUCAUACAAAAUAUGAAAUCUUAUUGGAUUGCAUAUGAUUAUAAUAUAUUACAUCGAAAUUGUUUGAAUUUUGCAAAAGAAUUGAGUGAAAGAUUAGAAGUUGAUGAAAUACCAGAAUGGGUAAUGGGAUUACAAAAUAAAAUAAAUUGGACCAAAAAAAAUAUAAACAAAGGAACAAAUAAAUUAAAAGUUUAUAAUCUUUUUUUCUCCAAAAGUAAUUUUUUUCCAACUAAUUUCUACAGUAAAUUCUUCUCAUUCUCUAGUAAAUUCUUCACUAAAUUCUCUAAUUUCAUCUAG
Theileria annulata is the source of this 1098-nucleotide messenger RNA. RefSeq lists its product as uncharacterized. Lineage: Eukaryota; Apicomplexa; Aconoidasida; Piroplasmida; Theileriidae. Gene Ontology annotation, molecular function: deubiquitinase activity. The transcript has 5 exons. Gene Ontology annotation, biological process: protein deubiquitination. The coding region runs from base 1 to 1098 and encodes 365 amino acids. The record is from RefSeq and is a predicted model, not a curated record.